Molecule: messenger RNA, 1517 nt
Organism: Cuscuta campestris
Lineage: Eukaryota; Viridiplantae; Streptophyta; Magnoliopsida; Solanales; Convolvulaceae
Source: the annotation of a GenBank genome assembly
CGUCGCCUACCAGCCUCUCCUAUUAUCAAACAUCAUCCUCCUCUUUAUUAUUUUCUCCGUUUAAACAGAAGAAAAGAAGAUCAAGAAGAGUAAAUACUGAUGAAAAUAUUAACGUUGGAAAAGACGAAGGGUUCAACUGCAACUGCAGUUAUUUUAGUGAUCAUGGCCGUGAUUUUAGCAUUGGGUUUUGUAGAAGCAGCUACUGAUCCCAUGGACUUGCGAUCACUCCAAGUUAUAUACACGUCACUGAACAGUCCUUCAAAGUUGACUGGCUGGAAGGCUAAUGGUGGAGAUCCUUGUAGAGAGUUGUGGAGAGGAGUUGCUUGUCAAGGCUCCUCUGUUGUCUCAAUUGACAUUUCUGGACUUGGACUGAAUGGAACAAUGGGUUACAUGCUCGAUGGUCUCAAAUCACUAAAAACACUGGAUAUGAGUGGUAACAACAUUCAUGGCUCAAUACCUUAUCAGUUACCAUUGGAUCUCACCAACUUGAAUCUUGCAUCCAAUCAUUUAAGUGGGAGUAUUCCUUAUUCAAUCAUUGACAUGGUGUCUAUUAAUUAUCUAAAUCUUAGCAGGAACUCUCUCCAUCAAUCUGUUGGAGAUGUUUUUACUAACCAUUCCGACCUUGCAACCUUGGAUCUUUCUUUCAACAAUUUUAGUGGAGAUCUUCCUCCUUCCAUUGGUUCAUUGUCAAAUCUGGCCAUACUUUACUUGCAGGGCAACCAACUGUCUGGUACACUUGAUGUUCUGGUUGAUUUACAUUUGAUUGAUUUGAAUGUUGCAAACAAUAAUUUCAGUGGAUUGGUACCAUAUGAAAUGAUUUCAAUUCCUAAUUUCAUAUAUGAUGGAAACUCAUUUGACAAUAUUGGAUCUGACAACAAUGACACCGAUCCUCCGCCACCCUUUUUUCCUCCAUCUCCACACCCACCUAGUGGAUCUGACAUCAAUGACACCCAUCACUUUCCUCCAGAUCUUCAUAAAGCACAAGGUUCUGAUGGAGCCCGACCAUCCAAUCUAGAGAACAGAAAUAGAAAGAAAAGUUUGACAUCCGGAGAUAUUAUAGGCAUAGUUUUGGGAUCUUCAUUGGUUGUUCUCCUUGCUAUUUCUGCACUUAUAAUAUGCAUCCGAAAGUGCAAGGGUAAGGAAAAUGCAACAAGAGCCUCUACAGUGAACAGGAAGGUGCUAGAGCCAAGGGCAAAUUUGGCAUCCACUGUAGUAGACUUGAAGCCUCUACCAAUGGAGAGAAUGACAUUAGAUAUCGUACAGGGGAGGAAAGGUUCUGUAAUGAGUGCAAACUCCACUAUUACCGCCACACCUUUUACCGUUGCUGCACUUCAAAAUGCAACAAACAGUUUUUGCCAAGAAAACCUUGUGGGUGAAGGUUCCGUUGGCUGUGUAUAUAGAGCAGAUUUUCCAAAUGGAAAUGUAAUUUUUUUCUUCUCGUAUAAUCCAUCUGUCCCAAAUUAGUAGUCCUCAUUUUCUUUCUGGGACACCCAAAAGAAUAUAUUUUUCUUUCCACU